UAGAGUUCUGGCAUUUAAAGGUGAUUCUAGAGUUUAACCCUUAAACUCUAGAUUCACUGUGACCCUGAUUAGGAUAAAAGGCUUCCUGAAAAUGAAUGAAUGAAUGAUGUGGCGAUGAGAAUGUGAGGGUCAGUCCCUGUGUGCAGUCCGAUCACUGAUUACAGUACUGUAAACACAGGAUUUUAUUUUGACCUAAAAGUAACAAAAAGUGAAAAUGAUUGUGAUGUUUAACAGCACAUUUGUUUUUGUGUUUUCAAGGCGUAUAAUCCAUUCCAGCAGAAGAUAUCAGACUCUUCAGGACUCAGCUGUGUGUUUGUGCAAACUUUACUAAUUUUCAAAGAUGGAGACCCUUGAACUGGACACUGUUUAUGUGUCCCCUCCCUCUAAAAACAGUAAACUCCAGGGAAAGAAAUCAGACUCACCAGCACCUAGCUUUAUCUCCAUGAAGAGUGAUGCAUCUAUGGAUAGUCCUCUAAAGUUUGAAGGGGGAGCAUCCUCACUCCUACACAGUAAACUCCAGGGAAAGACAUCAGACUCACCAGCACCUAGCUUUAUCUCCAUGAAGAGUGAUGCAUCUAUGGAUAGUCCUCUAAAGUUUGAAGGGGGAGCAUCCUCACUUCUACACAGUGUUCUACAGAGAGCCAUAGGCAGCAUAGAAAAGAUCAUCAUCACAGAUACAGGGCAUGAUCCAGAAUCUGCUGCUGUAAAUGAAUUCCAGAAAGAGUUCAAAUUAAAUCUGAUGAAGAAGUUUCAGUGUUUGAAUGGAGUGGUAAUAAACCUCGGAAACCAAACACUCCUGAAUGAGAUCUACACAGAGCUCUACAUCACAGAGGGAGACAUUGGAGAAGUCUGUAAUGAACAUGAGGUGAGACAGAUCGAGGCAGCAUCCAGGAGAACAACAACAGAGGACACACCAAUAAAAUGCAAUGACAUCUUUAAGCCCUUAUCUGAACAAAACAAACCCAUCAGAACUGUGCUGACGAAGGGAGUCGCUGGCAUCGGAAAAACAGUCUCUGUGCAGAAGUUCAUUCUGGACUGGGCUGAAGGGAAAGAAAAUCAGGACGUCCACCUCAUAUUUCCACUUCCUUUCAGAGAGCUAAAUUUGAUGAAGGACCAGAACCUGAGUCUGAUGGAGCUCCUUCAUGUCUGUUUUAAGGAAACAAAAGAAACAGAAAUGUCCAGUUUGGAAAAGGUUCUAUUCAUUUUCGAUGGAUUGGAUGAGUGUCGUUUUUCUCUAGAUUUCCAGAACACAGUGAGAGUGUGUGAUGUAACUGAAUCAGUAUCAGUGCAUGUGCUGCUGAUAAACCUGAUCAAAGGGAAUCUUCUUCCCUCUGCUCUCAUCUGGAUCACCUCCCGACCAGCAGCAGCUGAUCAAAUCCCCUCUGAGUGUGUCCAUCGAGUCACAGAGGUACGAGGGUUCAAUGACCCACAGAAGGAGGAGUACUUUAGGAAGAGAAUCAGUGAUCAGAGCCUGGCCAGUGACAUCAUCACACACCUGAAGUCAUUAAGAAGCCUCUACAUCAUGUGCCACAUCCCAGUCUUCUGCUGGAUUUCAGCCACUGUUCUAGAGAGAAUGUUGGGUGAAGCAGAGAGUGGAGAGAUCCCCAAGACUCUGACUGAAAUGUACACACACUUCCUCAUCAUUCAGACAAACAUCAUAAGAGGAAAGUACUCAAAGAAGCAGGAGAGUGAUGAUGAAAUGCUUCUUAAACUGGGACAACUGGCUUUUGAGCAGCUGAAAAAAGGAAACCUGAUCUUCUAUGAGGAAGACCUGAGAGAGUGUGGAAUUGAUGUGAGAGAAGCAGCAGUGUACUCAGGUUUGUGUACGCAAAUCUUCAGAGAGGAGUUUGGGCUUCACUCAAGUAAAGUAUACUCUUUUGUUCAUCUGAGCAUUCAGGAGCACCUUGCAGCUCUCUUUGUGCACCUGACAUUUAGGAUGGAAAAGAGAAAUGUUUUUAAAAAGAGUCAGUUGCCAGUAUGGUUCAUGAAAGAAAAGAUCAUAUCAGAUGUACACAAGAGUGCUGUAGAUCUGGCUUUAAAUAGUCAGACUGGACAUCUGGACCUUUUCCUCCGCUUUCUUCUGGGUCUCUCACUGGAGUCCAAUAAGAAACUCUUGCAUGCCUUAGUAGCACAGACAACAAGUACCUCCCAGAGCAUAAAUUGUACAGUUCAAUACAUUAAGGAGAAGAUCAGUGCAGAUCUUCCUAUAGAGAAAUCCAUUAAUCUGUUCCAUUGUCUGAAUGAACUGGGUGAUAAUUCUCUAGUGGAGGAAAUCCAACGCUACCUUAAAUCUGGAAAACAAAGUGAACUCUUUUCUACACAAUGGUCUGCUCUGGUGUUUGUGUUACUGACAUCAGCACAGGAGCUGGAAGAAUUUGACCUGAGUAAAUAUUUCAGUACAGAUAAGAUAACAGAAGAUGUACUUCUGAAGAUGAUGCCUGUGAUUGCAGCCUCCAGAAAAGCAAUUAUCAGGUGUGAUUCACUUGGAGUGAAAAGUUGGUCAGCUCUGGUCUCAGCUCUCAGCUCAGAAACCAUCAAUCUGAGAGAACUGCAUAUGAUUGUGAAAACACUGGAUCUGUCCAAUAAUAAAAUAGGAGAUUCAGGAGUGAAGAGUCUCUGUGCUGUACUGGAGAAUCCUCACUGUAAAGUGGAGACACUGAGGUUGUCUAAUUGUGGUGUCUCAAUUGAAGGCUGGGCUGCUUUGACUUCAGCUCUGAGAUCAAACCCCUCACACCUGAGAGAACUGAAUCUGUCGUGUAACAAUGUCAGAGACUCAGGAGUGAAGAGUCUCUCUGCUGUACUGGAGAAUCCUUAUUGUAAACUGGAGACACUAAGGUUGUGGAAAUGUGGUGUCUCAGAUGAAGGCUGUGCUGCUCUGACUUCAGCACUGAGAUCAAACCCCUCACACCUGAGAGACCUGGAUCUGUCCUAUAACAGUGUAGGAGAGUCAGGAGCGAAAAGUCUCUCUGCUGUACUGGAGAAUCCUCAAUGUAAACUGGAGAAACUGAGGCUGUGUGAUUGUUGUCUCUCAGAUGAAGGCUGUGCUGCUCUGACUUCAGAUCUGAGAUCAAACCCCUCACACCUGAGAGAACUGAGUCUGUCUGAAAAUAAUGUAGGAGUCUCAGGAGUGAAGAUUCUCUCUGCUGUACUGGAGAAUCCUCUCUGUAAACUGGAGAUACUGAGGUUGUGGAAAUGUGGUGUGUCAGAUGAAGGCUGUGCUACUCUGACUUCAGCUCUGAGAUCAAACCCCUCACACCUGAGAGAACUGGAUCUGUCCUAUAAUAAUAUAGGAGAUCCAGGAGUGAAGAAUCUCUCUGCUGUGCUGGAGAAUCCUCACUGUAAAGUGGAGACACUAUGGUUGUGGAAAUGUGGUGUCUCAGAUGAAGGCUGUGCUGCUCUGACUUCAGCUCUGAGAUCAAACCCCUCACACCUGAGAGAACUGCAUCUGUCUUAUAAUAAUGUAGGAGACUCAGGAGUGAAGUGUCUUUCUUCUGUACUGGAGAUUCCUCACUGUAAACUAGAAAUACUGUGGUUGUGUAAGUGUGGAGUCUCAGAUGAAGGCUGUGCUGAUCUGACUUCAGCUCUGAGAUCAAACCCCUCAUACCUGAAAGAACUGCAUCUGUCCUCUAAUAAAGUAGGAGACUCAGGAGUGAAGAGUCUCUCUGCUGUAAUGGAGGAUUCUCACUGUAAACUGGAGAUACUGAGCUGUGACUCACUUGGAGUGAAAAGUUGGUCAGCUCUGGUCUCAGUGCUCAGCUCAGAAACCCCCAAUCUGAGAGAACUGCAUCUGAAUGUGAAAACACUGAAUCUGUCCUAUACUAAGCUAAGAGAUGCAGAAGUGAAGAGUCUCUGUGUUGGACUGAAGAAUCCUCACUGUAAAGUGGAGAUAUUGAGGUUGCAUAAGUGUGGUGUCUCAAGUAAAGGCUGUGCUGAUCUGACUUCAGCUCUGAGAUCAAACCCCUCACACCUGAGAGAACUGGAUCUGUCCUCUAAUAAAAUCAGUAACUCAGGAGUGAAGAGUCUCUCUGCUGUACUGGAGAAUCCUCGCUGUAAACUGGAGAAACUGAGGUUGCAUAAGUGUGGAGUCUCAGAUGAAGGCUGUGCUGAUCUGAGUUCAGCUCUGAGAUCAAACCCCUCAUACCUGAGAGAACUGGAUCUGUCCUCUAAUAAAAUCAGUAACUCAGGAGUGAAGAGUCUCUCUGCUGUACUGGAGAGUCCUCACUGUAAACUGGAGAAACUGAGGUUGCAUAAGUGUGGAGUCUCAGAUGAAGGCUGUGCUGAUCUGAGUUCAGCUCUGAGAUCAAACCCCUCACAUCUGAAAGUACUGAAUCUGUCUGAGAAUGAAAUAGGAGACUCAGGAGUGAAGAGUCUCUCUGCUGUACUUGAGAAUCCUCACUGUAAACUGGAGAAACUGAGGUUGAAUAACUGUGAUAUCUCAGAUGAAGGCUGUGCUGCUCUGACUUCAGCUCUGAGCUCAAACCCCUCACACCUGAGAUACCUGGAUCUGUCCUAUAAUAAAAUAGGAGCCUCAGGAUUAAAUAGUCUUAUUGCUCUUAAGAAUGAUGAACAUUACAAUCUACAGACACUGCGUAUGUGGAUGCCAUAUGUGUGAUGAAGACUCCGGUGUUCCUGUAUUUCCCUGGUGAAGAAUAGAGAACACAUUAAUAAACGGAUCACUCAUUUAGUUAUAACACAUUAAACAGAUUCAGAGAUGUGAGAAGUGGGUGUUCAUCGUGUACAGUGAAUCAGACUGCACACAAUUCUACACUGAUCUCUGAACCAUGGACAAAAUUCCCCGGACCUCAAUCCCAGAAAAAAACCUGAGGGAUUAUUAGGAACAGCAGGUGAAAAAGGACCCGAACUGUAGUUGAACCCAGUCAGUGGAAGAGACAGCUAAAAUGGACAGGAAUCAUUUCAAGACAUUGGUGGAAUUCUCACCUGACAGGAUUGGCAUCUGAGUUAACUGACAUUUGUCAGUUGUGAAGUGUACCAGUGUUAUACUAAAUAUCAGCACUAUCGGAAGACUGCUUGUUUAAUCAAAUUAGUGGACCAGAACUAACUGUUGUAUAAUAUAGUUUAGAUGGUUUAUAUUUUUUUAUUAUUACAACAUUUUGUGUUUACCUACUUACAAUGUCUUCCCUAACUGUAUCACAUUUUACAUCUAAGUACAUUUUGAAUAAAUAUUGUAUGCAAAAAAACAAUGGCAUUAUUUUUGUUCAAUGAAAUUAACUUGAAUAUUUUACAAUAAUUUUCUAGCAACAAACUGGGAAUGAGCAUAUAUGAGCUGUGAGACAAAUUCAUUAUUGUACUCAUAUUCGUUCUUCUGUAUGAACAUGUCUGAAGUAAAUGUCUUUGUUAGACUCGUAACCCUAUAGGUCAGGACUUGUACAUGGUAAAUGGCGCACUUUUAUCCAAAGCGCUUUACACUGUGUCUCAUUCACCCAUUUACACACAGAUUCACACACCAUUGGUAGCAGAGCUGCCAUGCAAAUCGUUAACUUGCCAUGGGGAGCAACUUGGGGUUCAGUGUCUUGCCGAAGUGAUUAGUGGACAACCCACUCUACCAACUGAACCACAGCCGCCAUUGUACAUUGUACAUAAUGUUCUGAACAAAGAGUAUAACUUGUUUUUUUCUCAAAACUGGGUUUAGCUUCCUUUUAUCAAGACACACAUCUGCAUGCUUGUGUUCGCACACACAAAUAUCCAGAUAUCCAUUGUAUAUAUGGAGCUGUGAGAAAAACACAGAGUGCUCUUUUAUUUUUCUUUCUUCUCAUGCUGUUGAUAUGCUUCAGCGCUUUUUUUCUUUUCCUCUCUUCUCAUGUUGUUAAUGUUCUUCAAUAAAAGACACUGUUUGCUUUCUUAA
Molecule: messenger RNA, 5863 nt
Organism: Ictalurus punctatus (channel catfish)
Lineage: Eukaryota; Metazoa; Chordata; Actinopteri; Siluriformes; Ictaluridae
Product: NACHT, LRR and PYD domains-containing protein 12
Exons: 18
Coding region: 341-4612 (1423 amino acids)
Molecular function (GO): protein binding
Source: RefSeq, a predicted model, not a curated record